AUGUUUUUUGAAGAUUCAAGAUGUGUCUUCGACCUCCACAACAUCAAAGUUGAUCACAACUCAUUCAAGCCAUUCUCUCCUCAAGUUUCACUACAUCAAGUGGUAUUAGAGCAAGGUUAGCAUUCUAGAUUUAGAUUUACAAGAUGUCAUGAGGUAAAGGGAUUCACAUCAAUGACAAUGAAUGUUCUAAGGUAUGUCCUAUUUCAAAAUCAGAAUUUGCUAAUUUCAAGAUUCAUAUGGAAUAAAAAUUUGAAAAUUUGAAUGACACGUUGAAGCAAAUCAUAGCAUGAAUGUCUAUAAUAGAAUGUUAAUCUCAUGGUCAAACUGGUAAAAAAUAAAGUGAUUUCUAUCUCUCAUAGAAAAAACUUAUCAAAUGAUAUAAGAAGCUCAAAAGGUAGAUCUGAUCAUGAUGAUUGUAGAGAUUUUCGAAUGAAAAUUGAUUUGCCUAGUUUUAAUGGACAUUUAAAAAUAGAAAAAUUUCUUGAUUGGAUUUCUAAAGUUGAGAGAUUUUUUUAAUAUAUCAAGAUUUCUAAUGAGAAAUAGGUGAAAUUAGUUGCCUAUAAACUCAAAGGUGGAGCCUCUACUUGGUGGGAUCAGCUACAAUCCACUUGUGCAAGAUUAAAAAAGAUUAUGUUCGAAGUUGGGAUAAGAUGAAAAAAUUAUUAAAAGCUAGAUUUCUUCCUCUUGAUUAUGAACAGAUUUUAUAUCAUCAAUAUCAAAGUUAUAAAUAGAGAAGUAGAUCUAUCACAGAAUAUGUUGAGGAAUUUUACAGACUUUCUUCAAGAGUCAAUUUGACUGCAUCUGAAGCUUAUAUGAUCUCUAGAUUUAAAAGUAGACUUCAAUGGGAUAUUGAAGAAAAAGUUACUUUACAAUCAUUUUUUAAGUUAAAUGAUGUUGUUAUACAUUAGAACAUGUUGAAGCUUUAUUGGAGAAAGGAAAAUCUAGAACUCGAAAUUUUACUAAUAUGUCAAUAUUUCAGUCAAAUAGGUCAAGACCAGCACAUAUUUCAUCUGUUACCAAUAAUGGAAGAUCAGCAACCUCAACUACACUAAGACCAAGUGGAUCUAUUACUAGUGACAAAAUUCUUCUCAAAGGAAUCCAUAUGUACCUAAUUCUAUUCUAAAAUAUUACAGAUGUAAUAAAGAAGGUCACAAAUCAAAUGUUUGUCCAAAAUGUGGUGCUGUGAAUUUCAUAGAAGCCAUAGAUGAAGAGGAAAUUGAGGGUGUAGAAGAUCAAGAAGAAAUUCAAGAGAAUGUUAUUGAAAGUAAAGAAGAAGAAGACUUUGGUCACUCUCUAGUUGUUUGGAGACUGAUGUAUGCACCAAAGAAGGAAGAACCUCCCCAAUGUCAUAAUGUCUUCAGAACAAAAUGCACUAUUGAUGGGAAGGUAUGUGAUGUGAUUAUUGAUUUUGACAAUAGUGAAAAUAUUAUUUCUUCUUUGAUGGUAUAG
This is a messenger RNA of Spirodela intermedia, 1449 nucleotides long. The record is from the annotation of a GenBank genome assembly. NCBI's taxonomy places the organism in Eukaryota, Viridiplantae, Streptophyta, Magnoliopsida, Alismatales, Araceae.